Rhodotorula graminis WP1 is the source of this 1752-nucleotide messenger RNA. RefSeq lists its product as uncharacterized. The record is from RefSeq and is a predicted model, not a curated record. Gene Ontology annotation, biological process: carboxylic acid metabolic process. Lineage: Eukaryota; Fungi; Basidiomycota; Microbotryomycetes; Sporidiobolales; Sporidiobolaceae. Gene Ontology annotation, molecular function: isocitrate lyase activity. Bases 1 to 1620 code for a protein of 539 amino acids. The transcript is spliced from 8 exons.
AUGGUCAACUCUUUCGAAGCUCGCGAGGACGAGGUGUUUGCGCAGGAGGUCGCCGCCGUCAAGGAUUGGUGGCAGUCGCCCCGGUUCAAGGGCCUGAUCCGCACCUGGUCGCCUGAAGACGUCGUCUCGAAGCGCGGCACCCUCCAGCCCUCGUACCCGUCGGCCGUCCAGGGCAAGAAGCUCCACAAGCUCCUCGAGGAGCGCUUCAGCCGAGGCGAGCCGUCGCACACCUAUGGCGCUCUCGACCCGGUCCAGGUCACCCAGAUGGCCAAGCACCUCGAGACCGUCUACGUCUCGGGCUGGCAGUCGUCGUCGACCGCCUCGUCGAGCAACGAGCCCGGCCCCGACCUCGCCGACUACCCGUCCAACACGGUCCCGAACAAGGUCGAGCACCUCUUCAUGGCCCAGCUCUUCCACGACCGCAAGCAGCGCGAGGCUCGCUCCCGCAUGAGCCCCGAAGAGCGCAAGAACACGCCCUACAUCGACUACCUGCGCCCCAUCGUCGCCGACGCCGACACGGGCCACGGCGGCCUGACUGCCGUCAUGAAGCUCACCAAGAUGUUCGUCGAGAAGGGCGCGGCGGGCAUCCACGUCGAGGACCAGAUGCCGGGAACCAAGAAGUGUGGCCACAUGGCCGGCAAGGUCCUCGUCCCUAUCUCGGAGCACAUCAACCGCCUCCUCGCCAUCCGCCUCCAGUACGACAUCAUGGGCGUCGAGAACCUCGCCGUCGCGCGCACCGACGCCGAGGCGGCGACCCUCCUCUCGUCCAACGUCGACGAGCGUGACCACCCGUUCAUCCUCGGCUCGACCAACGAGGACCUCGACGACCUCGUGUCGGCCAUGAACGAGGCCGAGCGCAAGAACGUCGUCGGCGAGGCGCUGCAAAAGGUCGAGGACGACUGGACCCAGGGCGCCAAGCUCAUGCUCUAUUCCGAGUGCGUCGCCGCCGCCGCCAAGCAGAAGGGUGCCUCGCAGUCCAAGAUUGACGAGUUCAUCAAGCAGUCGGCGCACGUCUCGCACCGCAAGGCCAAGAAGCUCGCCAAGCAGAUCCUCGGCGUCGAGCCCUACUGGAACUGGGACGCGCCCCGUACCCGCGAGGGCUUCUACCGGUACCAGGGCGGCACGCAGUGCGCCAUCAACCGCGCCGUCGCGUUCGCGCCCUACUGCGACCUCCUGUGGAUGGAGACCAAGAAGCCGAUCUACGAGCAGGCCAAGGAGUUCGCCGACGGCGUGCACGCCGUCCACCCGGGCAAGUGGCUCGCCUACAACCUCUCGCCGUCGUUCAACUGGAGCGCGGCCGGCCUCGACGAGAACCAGAUGAAGAGCUACGUGUGGGACCUCGGCAAGCUCGGCUUCGUCUGGCAGUUCAUCACGCUCGCCGGCCUGCACUCGAACGCCUACAUCUCGGACCUGUUCGCUGCUGGUUUCGCAAAGGACGGCAUGAAGGCGUACGUCAAGAUCGUCCAGGAGCGCGAGCGCGAGAUUGGCUGCGACGUCCUCACGCACCAGAAGUGGUCCGGCGCCGACUACGCCGACAACCUGCUCAAGACGGUCACGGGCGGCAUCUCGUCGACUGCUGCCAUGGGCGCCGGCGUCACCGAGUCGCAGUUCAAGCACUAAGCUCGUCGUCGUCGUCGUCGCCGCUCGGGCCUCCUGUUCCUCCUUUCGUACCCUCCAUGCGGUUCGGCGCACCUCAUCCUCUCCUUGUAGAUCUAGCUGUCUCGAAUCAACUGCUGUGCUUUACCGACCCUC